Nicotiana attenuata is the source of this 2189-nucleotide messenger RNA. Its product is annotated as ataxin-10-like. The transcript has 4 exons. Gene Ontology annotation, cellular component: cytosol. Bases 339 to 1823 code for a protein of 494 amino acids. The record is from RefSeq and is a predicted model, not a curated record. Lineage: Eukaryota; Viridiplantae; Streptophyta; Magnoliopsida; Solanales; Solanaceae.
GGAAAAUACUUGAAGCGACAUCAUAGGUUAAAUAUGAUAAUACUGAUAAGUUAAAGUAUCGGAACUGAGAUAAGCUAUAAUUUUGAGUGACCAAAUCAUAUAAACAUAAGACUUACCAUUAGACAUUAUGGGAUCAAAAAAAUCCGAAAAAUCGAACCUGACAGAAUUAAUUGGGAUUUUUCAAGAAAGCACCAACUUCUUCUCAGAAAGAACUUCAAGUUAUCCAAAUUUCAUGGUCACCUUCUCAAAAGUUUCAAGAUCAGCCCUCUCAACCUGGCAUAAAAUAUGAAGUUGCAGAAUAAGGUAGAUGACAUUUGAAUCAAAUUAAAGAAGAGGUUAUGGAUGAUAAAUCUGUACCAGAGCUUUCUGUCCCCGAAAAUGUUACCAAAACAUUAUUUCUUGUGUCAAACUCAGCUUCGUUAGAAAAGGCACUUGAGAAGCUGAUAGAAAUUGCCAAAGUUCCUGAUAGAAGGUUUGAUCUGUCCACUAAGAAUGUUGUCACCGCUGUCCUCCAACUCUGUCGGUCUCUGUCAUCUCCCUCUUGGCGUUACCUCCUUUUAUUGUCUCUUAAGGCACUUAGAAACAUGUGUGCUGGGGAGAUAAGAAAUCAAAAUGCCUUUCUUGAACAAAGAGGAGUUGAAACAGUCAUGGAUGUUAUUACCUCUGUAGGACUUACUAUUGAUCCUGAUUGUGAGAUUAUCCGAGUGGGGCUGCAACUUCUGGGAAACUACUCAGUAGUUGGGAGAGAACAUCAAUGUGAUGUGUGGUACCAAUUGUUUCCUCAUAGUUUCUUGAAGAUUGCUGGAGUUAGAAGCAGAGAAAUAUGUGAUCCUCUAUGUAUGGUCAUUUACACUUGCUGUGAAGGUACUGAUGGACUGCUAACAGAAUUAAGUUCGGAGCAAGGGUUGCCGAUUCUUAAAGAAAUCAUAUGUACUUCAUCAGCCGUUGGUCUCAGAGAAGAUUGGUUGAAGUUGCUUCUUUCAAAAAUUUGCAUCGAAGGCUCCUACUUUUCAUCAAUUUUCUUCAAGUUACAUUCACAUCCUUGUGUUGAGAACAAUGAUAUUAUUACAAAUUUAGCUUACCAAUUUGUUAGUGAGCAAGCUCAUCUGUUGAGUAUCCUUUCAGAAAUCUUGAAUGAGCAAUUAGAGCAUAUUGUUGUUUCACAUGUUUUUGCUUUAAGUAUCUUUGGGAUAUUGAAGAGUGCUGCAGUGGUUGUUGACUUUUCUAACAGAGGGAAAGAUGAUCUUCCGACGGGGUCUGCUCCUAUUGAUGUUCUAGGAUACUCACUCGUGAUCUUGAGAGAUAUUUGCGCUUGUGGUCACCUGACAAGCUCUAAGGAGGAAGGUCCUAAGGAUGUCGUGGAUAUAUUAGUUUCCUCUGGGCUUAUUGAACUUCUUUUGGACUUACUUCGAAAUCUUGAACCUCCAACAACAAUUAGGAAAGCAAUGACACAGGAUCAGGUCAAGGAGGCGACAGCAUCUUCGUCAUUGAGGGGUUGUCCUUACAAAGGUUUCCGGAGAGAUAUUGUUGCCGUCCUUGGAAACUGUGCUUAUAGGAGAAGGCACAUCCAAGAUGAGAUUAGAGAUAAAAAUGGGAUCCUUUUACUGCUACAACAAUGUGUUACAGAUGAUGAUAAUCCUUUCUUAAGGGAGUGGGGAAUCUGGUGCGUGCGAAACCUAUUGGAAGGAAAUGCAGAAAACCAAGGGGUUGUUGCUGAUUUAGAGCUUCAAGGAACUGCAGAUGUUCCGGAACUUGCUCGACUUGGGCUUCAAGUAGAAGUUGACCCCAAAACUAGACGUGCAAAGCUAGUAAACGUCACGUGAUAUGUUAACAGAUGAAAGUGAGAAUAGUUAAACUCGGGAGUUGGCAAACCGAUUGACAUGUUCAGGGAUGUGCCAUAAGAGGUAUAAUGCAUGACUUCAUUUUAUGUUAUGUUACCUAGUCAUAGAAGAAGAAAAAUCAAUACAAAAUGUCUUCUGGAGGAUUUUUAAUUUAUUGCUGUGUAUUAGUAGCGAAUAUUGAACCAAAAGAUCUAUGCCUAGAGUGUAAGAUGCUUAUGAGGAUUGAUUAUUAAAUUUUUCGCCAGGUCAAAUUAUGAGUGUUUCCAGUUGUGCUUUUUAACUGAAAGGACAUUCGUGCAUUGUUCAUUGUAUCAGUAAGCAUGAAGUAAGAGAAGUAAUUGACUCGAA